Molecule: messenger RNA, 444 nt
Organism: Fusarium proliferatum ET1
Lineage: Eukaryota; Fungi; Ascomycota; Sordariomycetes; Hypocreales; Nectriaceae
Exons: 2
Coding region: 1-444 (147 amino acids)
Source: RefSeq, a predicted model, not a curated record
AUGUACCUUCACUGCAGUUCAACCACCAGCGAUGGUCUUAAUGCGCUUUUAAUAGAUCGAAGUUUGACGCUUUUGACUGAGACGGAGCUCAAGCAUCUUCACAAUGUCAAUGCACGGCUGUGGGACUUAUCCUUCCAACCAACUCCUGGUGUUACUCAGCCAUUUGUUACAAUUCCUUUUCAUUCUCCAGGCUCCCCAUCGCAACCCACCACGUCGCCACCGUCAUGGACCCAGCAGGCUACUGGUAUUACUGAGUUGCUAAAUGAAUGCAACAAGCUGUAUGGCUAUGGUUUUGCGUCCGUAUCAGAAGGAGAAACUCCCGUCUCGUCGCCAUUAAGACCUCUAGAGCAAGUUAUCUCGAAGGGCCGCGACAAGUCAAGGCUGGUAGAGGAUUAUUAUGCCCCGAGUGUCGCUCUUAUACUAGCAAUCGCUCCUAUAACAUGA